This is a messenger RNA of Symbiodinium necroappetens, 244 nucleotides long. Lineage: Eukaryota; Dinophyceae; Suessiales; Symbiodiniaceae. The record is from the annotation of a GenBank genome assembly.
GAGAUGCUGAGUUGGUUCUGCCCCUUGUGGGACUGCAGUCGCUCCUUCCUGCAGCCGAGCGUGCUGCGAACUGGGAGGAUCUUCUCUCACAAGAGCAGCAGCAGCGGCUGUCCUUCGCGCGGGUGCUUCUGCGAGGACCGAGCUUGGCAGUGCUGGACGAGCCGCUAGCGAGUCUGGAUGCCGAGGAGGCUAGUCAACUGCUGCAGCAGCUCCCGGCCGAGACUGCAGUGCUCACCUUGUCCAG